AUGGCAGAAGAGGUGGUUGAUGCAGGGGCAGCAUCAAGGCAAUUUCUCAUGAGACAGGAAAUUGCAAGACUGUGGGAGCUUUUCUCACGCGCUUCGCCGACACAUGGGGAUGCCGGCUGGAAAGUGGUGUUUGAAGAAAUGGAGACACAACUGGAAUUUUCUGAGAAGUUCAGAGACUGCAGAACUGUUUUUCAAGAAGAAGAAGAAGAGGAGAAGAGAAACAGAGAAGAAGCAAGGGGGCAGAAGGCUGCUGGGCGGCAAAGGAUUAGGGACAGAGGAGGAUAUCAGAAUAGAAAACCAGAGAACAAGAAGAGAAGAAAGAAGAAGCAACAGCAGAGAGGAAGCAGAAGUUACAGAAAAAAGGAGAGAAGGAAAGAAGAAGAAGAGGAGGAAAAGAAGCAGCAACUGGGGGGGAGGGAGAAGUUACAGAACAGAAGAGGAGAAGGGAAGAAGAAGUUGCAGCAGAGGGAGAUAGAAGUUGCAGAAUUUUUGGGGGGGGGGGGGGGAGGAAGAAGAAAAGGAAAGGGGAAAGAAGAUGAUUGA
Molecule: messenger RNA, 543 nt
Organism: Malania oleifera
Lineage: Eukaryota; Viridiplantae; Streptophyta; Magnoliopsida; Santalales; Ximeniaceae
Product: UPF0329 protein ECU05_1680/ECU11_0050-like
Exons: 4
Coding region: 1-543 (180 amino acids)
Source: RefSeq, a predicted model, not a curated record